AUGAUAUGACAGCUGGUAGACUGACGUGACAUCGGUUCGUGCAUUUAAAGUUUUUUUUUUAUAAAUAAAUGAUAAAUGCAAUAAUAUUCUCUUGGUAAUUACCAAGUAUAUAUUUCACUGAAAAUGGCCAGCUGUGGUGAAUACAUCAAAAGUCAAUUCCCGUUAAUAGAUGAAGAAUUGAAGAAAUAUGUCGAAGAUAUCCUGGACAACAGUGCCGGGGAGUUUGAAGAUACAGAGGAGGUGUACGAAGCCGUCGGAGAAGUUUUACAAGGGAUUUCCGAGAAAUCUGAAGAUGAUAUUAGAGAAAUAUGUGAAAAACUCCUUCACAUGAUGCAACCGGACAAGACAAACGCAAGCAAUGGCCCACGGAAAGUGUUGGACGCGCCCAUACACCUUGCCUCUAUGACGUCACAACAAGAGCCCACAGAGGACCUUAAGAGUAUAUGGCUUCAAACUAGGGAUGAUAAUUUGAAAGUAGAUGCUAAAAAGUUAGAAAAAGCCGAGGCCAAGUUACAGCAAAAGAAAGAAAAGCAGAAAGAGGGUAAAGCGCCGGUGGCCGCGCCUGUGCUGCAGACGGCCACCGCCUCGCAGGUCACAUCCAAGAAGGACAGCAAACUUGAGGCCAAGGGCAACAACCGGACACAGGAUAUUAGGAUAGAGAACUUUGAUAUUGCUUAUGGUGACAGAGUAUUAUUACAAGGCGCAGAUCUCAUACUAGCAUUCGGCCGGCGCUACGGCCUGGUCGGGCGGAACGGUCUCGGCAAGACCACAGUGCUCCGAAUGAUCUCAUCUAAACAGCUAAAGAUACCGUCACAUAUUUCCAUACUCCAUGUCGAGCAGGAGGUGGUCGGGGAUGACACUGUGGCGCUCCAGAGCGUGCUGGAGUGUGAUACUGUGAGGGACAGGCUGCUGCGGAGAGAGAGGGAGAUUACAGCGGCGAUUAAUAGCGGAUCAACAGACCCAGCGCUAUCAGCAGAGUUGACAGAAAUCUACGCUCAACUAGAAGCGAUCGAAGCAGACAAGGCGCCCGCUCGGGCGUCUAUCAUCCUUAGCGGUCUGGGCUUCACGCCGGAGAUGCAAGCUCGUGCUACGAAAACUUUCUCUGGAGGAUGGAGGAUGAGGCUGGCCUUGGCCCGAGCGCUGUUCUCAAAACCCGACCUGCUACUGCUCGACGAGCCCACCAACAUGUUGGACAUUAAAGCCAUCAUCUGGCUCGAGAACUACCUUCAAAACUGGCCCACGACGCUCCUGGUGGUCUCCCACGACAGAAACUUCCUCGACACGGUGCCUACAGACAUCUUACACUUGCACACGCAGAGGAUAGACUCUUACAGAGGAAAUUAUGAGCAGUUCUACAAAACGAAGACAGAGAAACACAAGAACCAGCAACGUGAAUGGGAGGCGCAACAGCAACACCGGGCUCACACGCAGGAGUUCAUUGACCGCUUCCGCUACAACGCCAACCGCGCCUCCUCCGUGCAGAGCAAGAUCAAGAUGUUGGACAAACUACCGGAGCUAAAGCCAGUAGAGAAGGAGAUAGAUGUGGUGCUCCGGUUUCCAGAGACGGAGCCCCUCUCUCCGCCCAUUCUGCAGUUGAACGAAGUCGGCUUCUACUACUCGAAGGACAAGGUCAUCUUUACCAACGUCAACCUUGGCGCUACCCUGGAGUCUAGGAUAUGUAUUGUGGGUGACAACGGCGCAGGCAAGACGACGUUACUAAAGAUAAUAAUGGGCAUACUGUCCCCCACGAGUGGAGCCCGCAACGUGCACCGCGGCCUCAAGUUCGGCUACUUCUCGCAGCACCACGUCGACCAGCUCGAGAUGAACGUCAACUCGGUCGAACUACUCCAGAAGAGUUACCCAGGCAAAACGAUAGAAGAAUACAGACGGCAACUAGGCAGUUUCGGCGUGAGCGGCGACCUCGCGUUACAAACCAUAGGCAGUCUCUCCGGAGGACAGAAGUCUCGAGUGGCCUUCGCCAUCAUGUGCAUGGGCAACCCCAACUUCCUGGUUCUCGACGAGCCGACGAAUCACUUGGAUAUUGAGACUAUUGAGGCGCUGGGCAAGGGCAUCAACAAGUAUACCGGCGGCGUGAUCCUAGUAUCCCACGACGAGCGGCUAAUACGAGUGGUCUGCAAGGAGCUUUGGAUCUGCGGCAACGGCUCCGUGACCAGCAUAGAGGGCGGCUUCGACGAGUACCGCAAGAUCGUCGAGAGGGAGCUCGCAGAGCAGAACAAAUAGCAGAAUGACCCGACCGAUGCAGGCCACUUCAGCAGUUGACAGCGACUGGUCACACAUUAAGGGCCAAUUGCACCAACCAUAGGGGUUAUUCCCACUAGUUACCACCAAGGGCCCAUUUAUCGAACGAUAUUAGUCCAAUAUUAUUGGUGUGUUGUCAUGGCAACCCAUACGAUUUGACAGUUCGUGGACUAAUAAUAUUAGUCUAAUAUCGUUCGAGAAAUGGGUCCCAGGAAGUUAUAUAUCGCUGGUAAUAACUCGGUGGUAACUAGUGGGAAUAUCACCACAGUUAACAGACUGGUCAACGUCACGCAGCAGACAACCAUGAAACUUCCCAUACAAUAAAAUUUUGCGAACGCUUUAACGGUGACGGACGGUUAGGUGCAACCGACCCUAAGUCUGAAGGUGCUGAAACUUGAGCAUUCAUUUGUAAUGAGCAUUCUCGUGAACAAAAAAAUGCUUAAAGACUACGAAAAUUGGAUGUUCUGCUAGAGUGAUUGUUCGUGGUAUUCCACCUGUCCAAUUUCUUGUUCCAUGUGUAUUUGCGUCUCACAUUUUGCUUGAGAGUGAGACGCAAUGCACAUUGGACCAAGAAAUUACACAGGUUGUAUACCACCCUAAGGGUUGAAAACACCUCGUAUAUUCAAGUAGCGGAGUUUCCAUAGAGUUGGAAAUGUUCUCACAAUCUGGGAAACUUCCUUAGUAUUAUAAAAAUUUCCAGAUUUGAGAAACUUUUUAAAAAUUUACCUUAACUUGCACCUGACUAUACGUACGAUUCGUCGGACUAAGCGCACGAACUGUACUCGUCAUCUGACAAUGGAUGUUUGGUAUAACUUUUAUUUACCUAAGUCUAAAUGGAAAAAAAAUAUUCUACGAGACUCCAAUUAUCCACGACUAUUGCCACCUGACUUUCCCCAUUUGAUAAGUCUAGAAGGUUUACAAACUGAGAGGACAACAGUAUCAUCAUUAUUAUUUUCAAUGACUUAUCAGUUUGCUCUCUACUUACAUAGUGACUAGUGCUUUAGCUUUGAAAAUAUUAGUUACUGACCAAUUACUUGAUGACAAUGCAUGAGAAAAUCAGGUAUCAAUUGUCAUAUUGUUCAAGUAGGACUUUGGUUUACACCGUAUCGCCUGUUUGUAACAUAAAGCAAUAUGUUACAUUAGGAUUAGGGUAAAUAGUUUUAUAUCAAACAUCGUGCAUUGCUACCAAUGUGGCGUUCGAAGCAAGAUACUUGACGUUUGUGGCGUUCAUCAAUGCUACCUAGUGACUGUAUAAAAAUGCAUAAAUUAUAUUAUUGUAAUAUACUUGUAGCGUUUUAUUAUUUAUUACGCUUUUAUGUUACAUAUAUUUAUAUUGCAGUAAGGACCGAAAUGAAAUGCUGAUUAUAUUAUUAA
Molecule: messenger RNA, 3633 nt
Organism: Cydia fagiglandana
Lineage: Eukaryota; Metazoa; Arthropoda; Insecta; Lepidoptera; Tortricidae
Product: ATP-binding cassette sub-family F member 3
Exons: 12
Coding region: 124-2241 (705 amino acids)
Molecular function (GO): ATP binding; ATP hydrolysis activity
Source: RefSeq, a predicted model, not a curated record